AUGGGAAGGAAUUCCCUUUUUUUGUUGCUUGCCCUGUUGGUGGCAUUCUGUGCACUUUCUGCCACCACCGUUGGCGGCGGUUAUGUUGACCAGCAUGAAGGUGGUGGUAGCGGCGGCGGUGAGAUGGAACCGGAGGAAGGAGGAGGAGGAGAAGAAGGAGGAGAUUCUCCGAUGGGAAAUUCCAAGUUCUUGCUGCAAGAUUCUACCAGGGUGGUGAGGACUGAUGCAGGGGAAAUGAAGGUGUUGAGGGGCGGCGUUCAUCGAUUCUGGCGGAAUCCGAUGCAUAUCGGAUUGAUCACUAUGGAACCCAACAGUUUGUUCAUCCCUCAGUACCUUGAUUCCAGUCUCAUUCUCUUCAUCCGCAGAGGGGAGGCAAGAAUUGGGCAUAUCCAGAGCGAUGAGUUGGUUGAAAGGACAUUGAAGACUGGUGAUGUGUAUAGAAUUGCAUCUGGCUCGGCUUUUUACCUUGUUAACAAUGCUGAAGGUCAAAGGCUUCAUGUGAUCUGCAGCAUUGACACUUCUGAUAAUUACGGAUGGCAAUGGAAUAGGCAGGGCUUCCAGUCUUUCUUCGUUGGUGGUGGAGUGAAUCCUACAUCCGUACUUUCUGGAUUUGAUCACAUGACAUUGUCUACUGCAUUUAAUGUCUCAACUGAUGAGCUGAGGGAGAUUUUCACCAGCCAACAUCAAGGCCCAAUCGUCCAUUUAUCCGGUUCUCAUGCACAGGGGAUUUGGGUAAAAUUCCUGGAACUGAAAGAGCACCAGAGGUUAGCCCACUUGAAGAGAAUUGUUCAUCUUGAGGAAGACACAAAGCAAGAUGAUGAUGAAGAAGAAGAGAAACAACCAACUUGGUCAAUCAGGAAGUUCUUGAAAUCAAUCAUUGGGGAUGAAAACAGGAAUCGUGAUGACAAGAGAGGCAAAGGUCCUGAUGCUUACAAUAUCUAUGACAUGAAACCCGACUUCCGCAACAAUUACGGAUGGACUAAAGCCGUUUCUGAACAUGAUUACUCUCCUCUCCGCCAUUCUGACAUUGGCAUUUUCCUCGUCAAUCUUACCGCUGGAUCAAUGCUGGCUCCUCAUAUCAAUCCAAGAGCAACAGAAUAUGGUGUGGUCUUAAGUGGAAGUGGUACCAUUCAGAUAGUUUAUCCUAAUGGAACACUGGCCAUGAAUGCUAGAGUCAGCGAAGGAGAUGCAUUUUGGAUCCCAAGAUAUUUCCCCUUCUGCCAAAUUGCAUCAAGAACCGGCUCUUUCGAGUUCUUUGGCUUCUCGACAUCCGCGAGAAACAACAGGCCACAGUUCCUUGUUGGAGCAAAUUCCCUGUUGCAGAACAUGGCUGGACCCGAAUUUGCAGCUGCAUUUGGAGUGAAUGAGGACAGGCUGCGAAAGAUAGUCGAUGCUCAGCGCGAGUCGACUAUAUUGCCUUCUGCAAGCGUCGCGCCGCCCGACAACAAGUUGGAAAAGGCUAAGAGGGUGUUGGAUAAUACAACAGCGCGCAAAUUGGGAAGUGAAGAUGAAAAUGUAGUGGUUUCUGACGGUCAAGAAGCCUCAGUUAACUCAUCAAGCACCCCCAACAUCGAAAAAACCCCAAGAGACUCUGAUCUGCAUGAAGGAAAAGAAGAAGAUUCUGUGCUUUGGAAACAUUCAUCUAAUGGAGGAUUUUCAACAUCCUCUGCUGUUAAGGUUUUGAGGAAUUCUCGACCGAAGCUGGGAUGGACACAGCUUGUGUAUGGCCCUGGAAGGAUACCUAGAAAUAACUUCAUUCUGUGGUUAGCUAUUAAAGAAAAACUCCCCACCACUGAUACGGUUUGGCUGCAAAAUAGAGGUCAGUUGUGUGUGGUUUGUGAAGGUGAGCCUGAAUCACAUCAACAUUCAUUCUUUGAAUGUCACUUUUCAGCAAGAUGUACCUCCAUUCUUCAUCGAGAAGUGCAAUUUCAAUGGCCAUAUGCAGACUGGCAGCAAGUAGUAUUGUUGGCUUCUGUAUUUCUGCUUACUUCGAUUCACAACAUUGAAGCUGAGGUGAUUACCUUAACAGCUGACACUUUCAAUGACAAGGUGAACGAGCAAAACACGGCAUGGUUCGUGAAGUUUUGUGUUCCAUGGUGUAAGCACUGUAAAAACCUUGGAACAUUAUGGGAGGACGUGGGAAAAGUAAUGGAAGGUGAGGAUGAAAUAGAGGUUGGAGAGGUUGAUUGUGGAACAGAUAAAUCAGUUUGCCGCAAAGUAGAUAUUCAUUCAUAUCCUACGUUCAAGCUAUUCUACAAGGGGGAGGAAGUUGCGAAAUAUCAAGGAUCGAGAGAUGUUGAUUCUUUAAGAAUAUUUGCCUUAGAGGAAGCAGAAAAGGCCGUAACAAAAGCAGAAGUUGACAAUGAUGAGUUAUGA
This is a messenger RNA of Oldenlandia corymbosa var. corymbosa, 2376 nucleotides long. NCBI's taxonomy places the organism in Eukaryota, Viridiplantae, Streptophyta, Magnoliopsida, Gentianales, Rubiaceae. The record is from the annotation of a GenBank genome assembly.